AUGAGUGAAGAGCAAAAAUCGCUUUGGGUCGGUUCUCUGCCAACCGAUGUCACAACCGAGGAGAUCCGGGAAAAGUUCUCAAAAUGCGGCAAGAUCGACGAGGUCUUCAUCGCCCCACGGAAGUCGAGCGAGCAGUACGUCUACGGCAGCCUGCCCGAAGGGAUCUACACGCCCAUCUCAGUGCUGACCCAGCUUCGAGUGCAGAGGGGCUACUGUGAGGCCAUGGGCAUGGCAUCACCAUUUGGGCUGAGGAACCUCACUCUUGGUGUCCGGAGCGACACUGUACGCCCUCCUGCUCGGAAAGAGGUAUGGUCAUUUGCUGGCACCCAGGCUCUGUACCCUCGAGUUCACAGUUGUGGGUACUUCUAA
This is a messenger RNA of Symbiodinium natans, 369 nucleotides long. The record is from the annotation of a GenBank genome assembly. NCBI's taxonomy places the organism in Eukaryota, Dinophyceae, Suessiales, Symbiodiniaceae.